AGUUCAGACACCAGAGCCAUACAUUUGCUGCUAUGCAGCUUGUUUGGAAAGCGUUUUAUGUCAAUGUGACUGAACUGAGCCUUCUGUGCUGCUAUCUCCCAGAUCAUAAAACCCUGUAUGCCCACGAUUGCACCCAUGCACUAGUUGUAGACACAGACACUGUACAUGCAUGAACAGGGAACAAGAAGGAACAGAGGCAGGAAUUAUUAUCACGUACACAUUGAAGGUCAGAUUCCCAAGUAACACUAUUCCUCUUGCCACUCCCCCACUUAUAUGAUCAGAUGAUUGUAUGAAGGUGUGGCACUGAGAGCGUAUUUCCUUUCCACCAUUUUUGAAAAAAACUACGUUAUGCUUUUGCUUCCUCCCAAGAAGAAGUUGGUUAUUAAACACUCAUAGUGGUACGGUGUGUAGACUGAAUCAACAUGACUGUCACUGGAGGAAUCAAGUGUUUGAAAUAUCUCAUGUUUGUUUUCAACUUUUUCUUUUGGCUUGCAGGCACUGCUGUCUUUGCUAUAGGCCUUUGGCUAAGAUUAGACCCAAAGACCAAAGGCCUGUUUGAAGGAUCAGACUCUCCGUAUGUGUUUUACACAGGUGUAUAUAUCCUGAUAGCAGCUGGAGCACUGAUGAUGGUGGUGGGUUUUCUGGGAUGUUGUGGGGCCAUCCAGGAGUCCCCCUGUAUGCUGGGACUGUUCUUCUUCUUCCUGCUUAUAAUAUUUGCCAUUGAGGUUGCAGCCGGAAUCUGGGUAUUUUCCAACCAAAGCAAGGUGGUGAAUGACAUCACAACAUUUUACAUGCAGACCUACAACAACUUCAAGGCAACAAAGGAUGAACGCCUCAGAGAGACACUGCGGGUGAUUCAAACCGGGCUGAACUGCUGCGGUCCAACUGGUACUGUAGCAGAUACUGCCAAAGAAACCUGUCCCCAGGGAGAGCCGCUUGAAGUGCUCAUUACUAAGAGCUGUCCUGACGCCAUUGAUGAGGUAUUUGACUCAAAACUUCACAUCAUAGGAGGAGUGGGCAUCACCAUUGGUGUUGUUAUGGUGUUUGGGAUGAUCUUUAGCAUGCUCUUGUGCUGUGCCAUCAGGAAGUCUCGGGAGGUGGUGUGACACCCUUUAUCACAUCCCAAAGUCCUUGUUAAUGUUGCAUGAUGUCAUUCAUAGGGUCACAGACUCUCCACUGCCAAUACAAACACUGCUUGUUCAAGGGGGAUAACCUAAGCUACGCUGGGUGCAGUUAUUUCUGAUUAUUACAUUAUUCUUCAGUUCUAACUGUACUGUUGAUACUUAGGCCCCUCUUCCUGGACUAGAUAGAUGUGAUGUGGUUAUUAGGCCCAACUACAGAAUGGAUUUCAUCUGUGAAUCAGUGGCAAUGUAGUACAGAAAUGUGUCACUUGUGGUCAUUUAAUUGAAAUUAGUGUUUGUUAACUGCUAAAUAUCUAAACAAAAGAUCAUAUUAUUGUAUACUGAUCACAUUUCUAUUGCUACCACUCGGGGUCACAUACUGGCAAGAAGAGUCAGGGUCCAGAGCCAAAAUAAAGGCAACCACCACCACUUCAGCACAAUACAGCAGUAGCCAAUGAAAUUCUACAAUUUUUCUUUCCUACAACACUGAAGUCAAACCAUGGUGACUAGUAGCCAAUUGAAUGCCAAACUGCAAACUGCAGUGACUGCGGUUUUUCCCAGCUUGGUAUUAGAGUAGCAUCUCGGUUCCUUCAUUGUAAUAACAUUUUUUUUAUUCCUUUCCUUUUAUUCUCCAUCCCCUAAUUUGCCCUUGUUUAAAACGCCUUUAAUUUUUUGUCACAUUUUGUAAAUGUGUUGUUUUUUUUAUUUGCAAAACAUUUAUCUUAGAUGGUUAAAUGUUAUGUGUAGUUUGAUUAUAUAUUUUAUAAUGUCCUAUCAUUUUACAGAGAAUGGGCUGAUUUAUAUGACGUGCACUAUGUUUCACAGAGACAAAAAUUAAUGAGAGCCAAAUAAACCAAAAUGUACUAAGUCAACUCUGAGAUUAUUAUAGUAUGGCAUGCAAUCACUCAAGUAAACAAAGUCCAACAGACAAAUUAAAUUGACUCUGUUUGACAUGUUACAUUAUGCUGUGUAAGAUAUCAGGGGCAUGCAAGGGUUAGCAGGGUGUGGGUGCCUUGAUAAAACUGAAAACAACAUUCAGGUUCUUUUCCUUGUGCGCAAUGGAAAAAAAACAUUCUGAAUACUUCCCUAGCUUUCCACACUUUGAUAUUUGUGACCAUCAAGUGUGACUCAUGUAAAUUCCUGUAGAGUCACACUUCAAAGCAGAAACAAAGCCAAGAACUGCCUUUGUUUCUGGUAUACCCCCAAUCAUAAUUAAUUUACGGAAAAUUUGUGUUCAAAACUAGUUGCACACAUUCAUUACAGUAAAAAGUACACAUUUAUGUAUGGUAGUGAGUCUAGUUAAUGUUUAAUGACUAUUUCCCCAAAAACAGGUGAGAGUAGACUUAGCAUUCCUCUGAUUAUAGCACAGGGAAGCACACUUUGAUUUAGCUGUUGACAACCUUGUGUUGCUGUUCAGAUGCCCCAACCCCAUUAUGGAGAUAACAUUGAUUUUAAAAAGGAGUGUGUAUAUUUGUGAGGUGAUGUGUCCAUGUUGUUCAGUGUGUAUGCUUAUACUGUUCUAUAACAAUGUUUACUGACCAAAGGAAGAGGGCAGGAAAACUGAGAUAAGGAAGAGAAGUGUUAAAAAAAAAAAAAGAAC
Xiphias gladius (swordfish) is the source of this 2721-nucleotide messenger RNA. RefSeq names its product CD9 molecule a (gene cd9a). The transcript is spliced from 8 exons. Gene Ontology annotation, cellular component: membrane. Lineage: Eukaryota; Metazoa; Chordata; Actinopteri; Istiophoriformes; Xiphiidae. The record is from RefSeq and is a predicted model, not a curated record. Bases 423 to 1106 code for a protein of 227 amino acids.